Sebastes umbrosus (honeycomb rockfish) is the source of this 3426-nucleotide messenger RNA. Its product is annotated as protein NLRC3-like. Bases 169 to 3150 code for a protein of 993 amino acids. The transcript has 10 exons. Lineage: Eukaryota; Metazoa; Chordata; Actinopteri; Perciformes; Sebastidae. The record is from RefSeq and is a predicted model, not a curated record. Gene Ontology annotation, molecular function: protein binding.
AAACGAAGAGAGGAGGUGCCACACUUAUCCAUGUUAUCCAGGCUCAUGAGAAAAAAGAGGAAACAAUGAAAGUGAAAGAGUUCAUUUAGUUUUUCCAGACUCCAUUAUGAGGAGAGGACCGAGGGCUGACGACUGAAGACUGAAGCAGGGCUGACUUCAGAUCAGAAGAUGAUUGACUGUGAGGAGGAAGAGGAGGACAGAGCAGAGUCUCUAGUCUCUGACUGUCUGACUAUGAAGAGUGACCGGUCCAUAGAUCGUCCUCCAGACUUCAGUACUGAACCUGGACCCUCAGAGUCAAAAGUUCAGUCCAGACGGAGAGCAGAGUCUCCAGUACCCAGCUGUCUGUCUGUGAAGAGUGACUGGUCCAUGCCCAGACCUCCAGGCUUCAGUAAUGAACCUGGACCCUCAGAGUCAAAGAAGAGGAGUGAUGUCUCUGUGGAGGAGCAGCUGUCCUGCUGUGCUUUGUGUCAGGACGUCCUGAAGGAUCCAGUCUCUACCAGCUGUGGACACUGGUUCUGCAGACAGUGCAUCACCUCAUACUGGGACCAGUCUGCUUCAUCAGGAGACUCCUCCUGUCCCCAGUGUGGACAAAGAUCCAGAACCAGAGCUGGACUGCAGCCAGCCGGUCAGACCAGCACUGUACCAACAGAUAGAGGUCUGCAGGAGGUUGUAGAUGAACAUAAGAUCAGUCUGAGGAGGAGAUGUGAAUGUGUGACUGAAGGAACUGAUGAAACAGGAAGUGGAACCCUCCUCAACAGGAUCUACACUGAGCUCUACAUCACAGAGGGACAGAGUGAAGAGGUUAAUACCCAACAUGAGGUGAGGCAGCUUGAGACAGCUUCCAAGAAGAAGACCCUCCAUGACGCUCCAAUCAAGUGCCAGGACAUCUUUAAAGCCUUACCUGACCAACGGGGACACAUCAGAGUCGUUCUGACGAACGGCGUCGCUGGCGUUGGAAAAACCUUCUCAGUGCAGAAGUUCACUCUGGACUGGGCAGAGGGCUUGGAGAACCAAGAUGUCAGUCUGGUGGUUCUGCUUUCGUUCAGGGAGCUGAACUUGAUCAGAGAUGAGCAGUACAGUCUUCUCAGGCUGCUCCGUGUUUUCCAUCCAACAUUACAGAAGGUCACAGCAGAGAAGCUCGCUGUCUGUAAAGUUCUGUUCAUCUUUGACGGCCUGGAUGAAAGCAGACUUUCACUGGAAUUCAAGAACAACGAGGUUGUGUCUGAUGUCAUCCAGAAGUCAUCAGUCAACGUGCUGUUGACAAACCUCAUCCAGGGGAAUCUGCUUCCCUCAGCUCUCAUCUGGAUAACUUCCCGACCUGCAGCAGCCAAUCAGAUCCCUCCUGCAUGUGUUGACAGGGUAACAGAAGUACGAGGCUUCACUGACGCCCAGAAGGAGGAGUACUUCAGGAGGAGAGUCAGUGAUGAAGAGCUGUCCAGCAGAAUCAUCUCACACAUCAAGACAUCCAGGAGCCUCCACAUCAUGUGUCUAAUCCCAGUCUUCUGCUGGAUCACUGCUACAGUUCUGGACCACAUGUUGACUACAGACCAGAGAGGAGAGCUGCCCAAGACCCUGACUGACAUGUACUCACACUUCCUGUUGGUUCAGACAAAGAGGAAGAAGCAGAAGUACGGUGAGGGACGUAAGACGAGUCCACAGGAGCUGACGGAGGCUGACAGGGAAGUUCUUCUGAAGCUGGGGAGGCUGGCGUUUGAACAGCUGGAGAAAGGAAACAUUAUGUUCUACCAAGAAGACCUGGAGCGUUGUGGUCUGGAUGUCACAGAGGCCUCGGUGUACUCAGGAGUUUGUACAGAGAUCUUCAAAAGAGAGAGUGUGAUCUUCCAGAAAACAGUCUACUGCUUUGUUCACCUGAGCAUUCAGGAGUUUCUGGCUGCAGUCUACAUGAUCCACUGUUACACAAACAGCAACACAGAGGUACUGAAGGACUUCCUGGGAAAAAGAUAUGUUCAUUUAACCCUGGAUGACUUCCUGGAGAGAGCAAUGAAGAAAUCCCUUAAAAGUAAAAAUGGCCACCUGGACCUGUUUGUUCGCUUCCUUCAUGGCCUCUCUCUGGAGUCCAACCAGAAGCUCUUAGGAGGUCUGCUGGGUCAGACAGACAACAGUCCAGAAACCAUCCAGAGAAUCAUCAACAACCUGAAGGAGAUGAACAGAGGUAAUACCUCUCCUGACAGAAGCAUCAACAUCUUCCACUGUCUGACGGAGAUGAACGACCACUCGGUACAUCAGGAGAUCCAAGAGUUCCUGAAGUCAGAGAACAGAUCAGAGAAGAAACUCUCUGAGAUCCACUGCUCAGCUCUGGCCUACAUGCUGCAGAUGUCAGAGGAGGUUCUGGAUGAGUUGGACCUGAAGAAGUACAAGACAACACCAGAGGGACGACGGAGACUGAUUCCAGCUGUGAGGAACUGCAGAAAAGCUAAACUUUAUGGCUGUGAACUCUCAGAUACUCACUGUGAAGUUGUGGCCUCAGCUCUGAAGUCCAACCCCUCCCAUCUCAGAGAGCUGGACCUGAGUGACAACUACUACAUGAAGGAUUCAGGAGUGAAGCUGCUUUCUGCUGCACUGAAGAGUCCAAACUGUAGACUGGAGACUCUGAGAUUGAGGGGCUGCAGUUUGUCAGAGAUCAGCUGUGCUUCUGUGGCCUCAGCUCUGAAGUCCAACCCCUCCCAUCUGAGAGAGCUGGAUCUGAGAAACAACAAGCUGAAGGAUUCAGGAGUGAAGCUCCUCUGUGGUUAUCUGGAGAGUCCACACUGUAGACUGGAGAUUCUGAAAUUGUGGAACUGCAGUUUGUCAGAGAUCAGCUGUGCUCCUCUGGCCUCAGCUCUGAAGUCCAACCCCUCCCAUCUGAGAGAGCUGGAUCUGAGCUUAAACAAGCUGCAGGAUUCAGGAGUGAAGCUCCUGUGUGGUUUUCUGGAGAGUCCACACUGUAGACUGGAGACUCUGGGAUUGUGGGGCUGCAGUUUGUCAGAGAUCAGCUGUGCUUCUCUGGCCUCAGCUCUGAAGUCCAACCCCUCCCAUCUGAGAGAGCUGGAGCUGGUUGGAAACAACCUGAAGGCUUCAGAUGUGAAGCAGCUGUCUGAUCUGGUGGAGAGUCCACACUGUAGUCUGGAGACUCUGAGAUGGAAGAGGUGAUCUCUAACCACCAUCAUCCCUGUGUGUUCCUCUGGACCUGACAGAGUAUCAUCAGUGUAUCUGUCCUUCUGCACAGUCUCUGCAGACACACUGAGACUCCUCCACUCCUUCUGCUCCACACUCCACCACCUCCUCCACCUGGACCUGGGUUUCACUUUGUCUUUAUUCAUUCAUAUAUUCUGAACCCAAAGUGCCUCUGCAGAUUAGUUCUGUUGAUGACAACAUAACUGUUUAUUAAGUAAUUAUGAGAUCCCUCGUCCUCAAAAUGUAAUCCCU